AUGUUAUUAAAACGUUUCUUUGAACGAGCACGCACUCGUUGUUCGAUUAGUACAAAUAAACAAACAUGUCUGUGUACGACAGCUAAACGAGAUUCAUUAUAUGAUAAUCCAGAUGUAUCAUUAACAAAAAAAAAUGAACGACAAUCAACGGAUCAUUAUGGCUUCUUACGUAAAGAUAAAUCUACACGAUUGUUAAUGCGUCGCGCAAGUAUGGAUGAAUCUGAUAAAGAAGAUAGUAUAAGUAUUACAGAAAAAUUACGUCGUGCAUCAUCACAAUCACCAGCAAAUAUUCCAAUGUUAGUUGUUGUUUCAUUUAAUCCUGAUGGAAAAGGUUUACAAAAAAAACAAAUUGAAAUUCAACGAGGUUUUCCUGUUAAUGCACAAUAUAUUAUAAAUGAAUGGUUAUUUAUAAAAACAGCUGAUAAUGAUGAAGGUUUUGUACCAUAUAUAUGUUGCCGUCCAAUAUUUCGUCGUCAAUCAAUAAAAUCUUUAAAUAAUGUUGAAUGUUCUUAUAAACUUCAUGAUUUUGAAUUACAAAAAUCAGAAAAAAUCAAAUCUCCAUUAACAACUUUACCAACAUUAACACCACCAAUAAAUAAAAAAUAUUCUUUAUCAACAAAUCAUAAUUUAUCAUCAUCACAUAGACGACGUCAAGAUCUAACAUCAUCAUCAUGUGGUGGUGAUUCAGGUGUUUCAGAUUGUGAAUCAUCAACAAAUAAUCAUCAUUAUUUAGAUUUAUCAACUAAACAUACAACAAAUUUAUCAAAUUUACAAUCAUUACAUUCAUCUUCAAAUACAUUUAAAAGAACUGGUCUUGUUGUACAAGAUCUUCCAUUGAAAAAAUCAUCGAAAACUAAUCAAAAUAAAUCUCAAUUAUUAAUAUCAAGUAAUAGUGCAUUUACACAAAUUAUAAGAAAAAAUCAACGACAAGAAAGUAAUGGUGCAUGUCAACCAUUUCCUUAUGAACAAAAUAUAUCAUCAUCUUUGAAAAAUAAAUCUCAUCGUCUUUAUGAUAGUUAUGAUAAAACAACAAAUUUAUCAUCAAAAUAUCUUAUUGAUAAUAAUAAUAUUAUUUCAUCACCAUAUAUACGUCGAACACCAUAUACUCGACGUUCUUUACCAUAUCAUACGCAAUCUGCAUUAAAAAAACCAUUACAUACAAAAACAUCAUAUUCACCAGAUCCAUUUAAAAAACCUAAAGAACAACAUUUAAGAAAUAUUGUUCUUGCUGAACCAUCAUUACCACCAGCUAUUAUUCCAAAAAAAUUAACAAUUGAAAGACAUUUUUCUGAUUUAAGUCUUAAUCAAAUUGAAAAUGAUUCACUUUCACCAUCAACACCUAUUUUAUCAGUUCAUCAUCGACCAUCUUUUUCUUAUUCAUCGUCAUCAUCAUCAAGUACAGCAAGUUCAUCAACAGAUGAUAGUACAACACCAUUUAUUCAUAUACAGAUGAAUAAUCAUCGAACUGGACGAAUACCAGUUAUAUAUGCUUCAUCAAAUAUUACUACUAGUACAAUUCCUACUACUACUAAUAAUAAUAACAGUGAUAUUCAAACAAAAAAAUCUACUAGUUUCAUUCAUAAUGUUUCGAUCACUGUCUAG
Rotaria sordida is the source of this 1602-nucleotide messenger RNA. The record is from the annotation of a GenBank genome assembly. NCBI's taxonomy places the organism in Eukaryota, Metazoa, Rotifera, Eurotatoria, Philodinida, Philodinidae.